Molecule: messenger RNA, 693 nt
Organism: Penicillium atrosanguineum
Lineage: Eukaryota; Fungi; Ascomycota; Eurotiomycetes; Eurotiales; Aspergillaceae
Exons: 2
Coding region: 1-693 (230 amino acids)
Source: RefSeq, a predicted model, not a curated record
AUGGGGAGAAAAGAGCACAUCGAAAGAAGUGUCCAGAAAGAAGUCAUGACAAAGGUCAAAAGCGAGAGCGACUGGACCUAUGACAUGUUCACAAAGCAGGGACAAGUAAUCACGAAGCUUGUGGAGAAGAACGAGGAGCUUGGCAUCGAGAUCGAGACGCAUGCCAGGAAGAUUCGGAAGCUCGAAGGCCGCUACGAUGAAGUCAACGCCAAAUUGAUCCACCACCAGGCACACCAUAACGAGAAUAUCAACGGCUUCAAGUCGCUCGCCUGGCAGCUUUCUGCGACUCAGAGGAGUCAAUAUGAAUGGCUCUCGAAACUCAAUGAACAGGGCGACCAAAGCAAUACUCAGCUAAUGCUACAAGCCGAUCGGAUAUUUGAGCUUCAGGAACAGAGCAGCAAAGCCAUUCUCAAGUGUUCAGCCCACACGGAUGAGAUUGCCCAACUCGAACGGCACUUCAACGCCAAACUGGCGCUGCACGCCGAAGAACUGCUGGAGCUCAAGAAGCCAAACGGUCAGCUUUUUGAAGCACUGAAGGUCCACAGCGACGAAAACAAUAAGCUCAAACAUCGAGGCGAAGAUUUCACCAUCCAGUGUCCCCACUCUGUCAGUGAUGCCGAAAGCAUGACCACGCCCAAGUCCCCACCCAAAGAUAUCAAUAAGACAAUCUUCCGUGACUUCAUGGCAAUGUAG